Naegleria gruberi is the source of this 1189-nucleotide messenger RNA. RefSeq names its product ChacC and PUA domain-containing protein. Gene Ontology annotation, molecular function: RNA binding; gamma-glutamylcyclotransferase activity; glutathione specific gamma-glutamylcyclotransferase activity. The coding region runs from base 42 to 1145 and encodes 367 amino acids. Gene Ontology annotation, cellular component: cytoplasm. Gene Ontology annotation, biological process: glutathione catabolic process. The transcript has a single exon. NCBI's taxonomy places the organism in Eukaryota, Heterolobosea, Eutetramitea, Acrasida, Naegleriidae. The record is from RefSeq and is a predicted model, not a curated record.
GGAUCAACUUCUCUCCAGCAAUAUAUUAAUAGUGCAACAUCAUGUGUAUGGGUGAUAUUGAUGCUCCGUUGUUUAUCUUUGCCUAUGGGUCUGUUAUUUGGAGGCCGGGAUUUGAAUAUGAAAGUUCUUUUAGUGGUUUUAUCAAAGGAUUCAGAAGAAGAUUCUGGUUGGAGGAUUUAUUCCAUAGAGGACAACCAAAUCAAGAAGGAAGAACGCUUACAAUCAUCAGAGAAAAUGAUUAUCAGAAAGUACUGAAAGAAAAAUCUAAUAAGCCUAUUUGUUCUUGUCAAUAUCAAAAUUUUGCUCACAAAUCAUCUUUACAACAUGAUAUCAAUUCCAAAAGUGAAGAUAUGGACGAGGAAAUAGUUUGGGGAACUUGUUAUAAGGUAUCAUUUGAGAAUGCUGAGCGAGUGAUGAAAGAUUUAGAUUAUAGAGAAUUGGUUGCUGGUUAUCAGAAAACCAGUGUUAAGGUUUACGUUUCUGAUACGAUUGCAGUUUGUCAGAAUGCCAUAGUUUAUUAUUUUGAUCCGUUUGUAAAUAGAGAACAGCCAAAGAAGUGUCCAUUCAUUGGUCCAGAGAAUAUCUGUUGUUCAUCAAAACAUAUUGCGAGAGCUUUUGGCCAUUCAGGUCCAAACAGAGAUUACCUCUACAGGUUACAGGAAUACCUACCUGUAUCGGACCAUUAUGUGGACACUCUGGUUCAUCAUGUGAGAGCUCUCGAAUCGCAUUAUCCAAUGAAUUGUUCCAUUCUGGAGGUAUUAAGAAAAGGUGAAGAAAAAGGUAGUAUUCUGGUUGAUCAAGGAGCCACCUCUGCACUUUCACAAAGAUGUAAAAAUCUUCUUGCUUGUGGAAUAACCAAGUUAAUUGGCGAGUUUGAAAGGGAUGACAUUGUUACUAUUCGAGAUUGUAACAGUAGAAAGAUAAUUGCAAAGGGAUUCUCUAACUUCAAUUCUAAGGAAAUUGCUCAAAUGCAAGGCAAGAAUCUUAAAACUCUCUUGAUGGAAAAUAAGGUUACCUCAAUUACCAGCCACAAUAAUACGACAACUCUAACUACAAUUUGUAACACAUCAACUAAUGCAACAAGUAAUCAUGUAAUUCAUCACCCAACAGAAGUGAUCAGUAAAUCUAGAAUGAUUCUACUGUGAAACAACAUCUCUAUAAAAUUAUUGAAUAAACUUAUUGAAAUCAU